UUCAACAUAUAUAUCACUCGUAAAAUAUUUGUGUUGUAUUAUAAUUAAUAAAACCUUUAAAAAUGUUCUAUUAGUCAAAAUAUAUUCUGUAAAUUAGUUCUUUGCGUUGAAUUCACGAUGAGUGAUAAAAAGUACAAACAAAGUAAAGCUGAUAUAGCAAAACAGUUUGAUCUACCAGAACGACAGUCGAAGAUCACAACUUUACUCAACCAAGCUGGUCAGGCAUAUUGCAUAUGCCGUUCGUCAGACAGUUCUCGGUUUAUGAUAGCAUGUGAUGCUUGCGAGGAAUGGUAUCACGGAGAUUGCAUAAAUAUCUCAGAAAGAGAGGCAAAGUACAUAAAGAAUUAUUUCUGUGAUCGUUGUCGGGAAGAAGAUCCAAGCUUAAAAACAAGGUUUAGACCACAAAAGAGGGAAAAUGAAGGUGAUUCUGGUCGAGAUGACAGGAAGAAGAAGAAAGAGAAAGAACAUUCAGAAAACAAAUCGUCCAAGAGACCAGCUAAGGAUGGGUGUGGGGACUGCGCUGGCUGCUUACAAGUCACUGAUUGUGGACAUUGUGACGCAUGUGAAGACAUGUACAAAUAUGGUGGGAACAAUAAACUGAAAUUGAAAUGCAAACAGAGAUUAUGUGUGAAGAACAAGAAGAGUUUGAGAGUGUCCAGCAGUAACCGCACAAAGAAGAAGCACCACGAGCGGGAGCCGUACGAGCCGGAGGAGUCGAUAGCGCACCUGCAGACGGCGGCGCCGCGCCAGUGCCACGGGCCGCAGUGCACGCGCGCCGCGCACUUCGCCAGCAAGUACUGCUCCGCGCAGUGCGGCAUGCGCCUCGCCACCGCCAGGAUAUACCAGGUGCUACCGCAGCGUAUCCAAGAGUGGUCGCUGUCGACCUGCGUAGCGGAGCAGCACAACCGCAAAGCGCUGGAAGUGGUCCGCAGCGGGCUGGCCAAAGCGCAGGCAGCGCUGAGGGCGCUGGACAAACAGCACACGGAGCUGGAUGCGCUGCUGGAGCGGGCCAAGCACGCUACUAUACAGCAUAGCGAGGAAAAGGAAGCGGACGACGAAACGUCCAUGUACUGUAUAACAUGCGGGCACGAGAUCCAUUCUCGUACUGCGGUGAAACACAUGGAGAAGUGCUUUAUAAAGUACGAGGCUCAGGCGUCGUUCGGGAGCCGACAUCGUACAAGAAUAGACGGACAGAGCAUGUUCUGUGACUAUUAUAAUAGCGCUAAUGGGACGUACUGCAAGCGGUUGAGGGUAAUGUGUCCCGAACACUUCAAAGACCCGAAAGUGAGCGACACAGAUGUAUGCGGUUGUCCCCUAGUGAAGAAUGUGUUUGAGUUAACCGGCGAGUUUUGUAGAGCGCCAAAGAAAUCCUGCUUGAAGCAUUACCAAUGGGAGAAAUUGCGCAGGGCCGAAAUUGAUAUGGAGAGGGUCAGGCAGUGGCUCAGGAUAGAUGAACUAGUGGAACAAGAGAGGAGUAUACGGUUGGCUAUGGCUUCCAGAGCUGGAGUAUUAGGUCUCAUGCUGCAUUCAACAUACAAUCACGAAGUUAUGGAGAGAAUCACCAAGGCAAACGAGAACGGAAAACUUAAAGAAGCUUCCUGACAUCGACAAAAAACAGCUCUAAAACAAGCUGAUAAACAAACAGCUCAUAAUACAGCUGAUAAACAAACAGCUCAGAAACAAGCUGAUAAGCAAACAGCUCAGAAACAAGCUGAUAAGCAAACAGCUCAGAAACAAGCUGAUAAGCAAACAGCUCAGAAACAAGCUGAUAAACAAACAGCUCAGAAACAAGCUGAUAAGCAAACAGCUCAGAAACAAGCUGAUAAACAUGAUACUUUAUAAUUAUAGUAAUAAAUAUAUUUGAUUCGAA
This is a messenger RNA of Colias croceus (clouded yellow), 1870 nucleotides long. RefSeq names its product CXXC-type zinc finger protein 1-like. Gene Ontology annotation, molecular function: DNA binding; zinc ion binding. Bases 118 to 1602 code for a protein of 494 amino acids. Gene Ontology annotation, biological process: positive regulation of DNA-templated transcription. The record is from RefSeq and is a predicted model, not a curated record. NCBI's taxonomy places the organism in Eukaryota, Metazoa, Arthropoda, Insecta, Lepidoptera, Pieridae. Gene Ontology annotation, cellular component: Set1C/COMPASS complex. The transcript is spliced from 10 exons.